Messenger RNA from Darwinula stevensoni, 1533 nucleotides. Lineage: Eukaryota; Metazoa; Arthropoda; Ostracoda; Podocopida; Darwinulidae. The record is from the annotation of a GenBank genome assembly.
CCUUGAUAGAACUCCUGUUGGAACGAAACAUGAUAGGCAUAGGCCUACCAUAGGCAGAACGUUAGCGAACCAUUGUAUUGAAGGUUAACUCAUGUGGAGGCUACCAUACAAUUGGGGUAUAAAAGUCUGCUCUUGGGGAUGCCACUUGUGAAGCUCAGUUUCGUCGUUUCCUUCUCCUCUCAAGAUGUAAAUUACCCAGCAGAAAACCUGACUCGGGGACUGAAGUGGCUCACUGACAGAAGGGAGAAGUUGGAUCGUGCUGAAGUUGAUAUCCAGCUAGAGAGAUAUGUCUCCAUAUCACAUGUUGACAUAGGUAACAAUGGAUCAGCAUCUGUGGCCCUUUAUGUGGGGAAGUCCAGCUGGCAUAAGGACAAAGAAUAUGUGCUCUUGAUCCCAACUUUUAAUAUGAUGACCCCUCUCCAGGCAAGACUUGAUCAAGAGAGGAAUUGUGUUAGAAUGUUCUCUUCUGGUGAUAUGAGUCAUGGAGCCCUAUCUGAGAAAUGGGACAGAGUGAGGAUUAUCUGUUGUCAACCAUUUCGCAAAGACAGUCAGUUUGGUCUCAGCUUCAUUAGAAUUUAUUCAGACAACAAUGAUGUCCAUGUCAGCUUGGAAGCAUCUCCUUUGGUGCCAAAGACAGAGUUGCUUUUCCGAGGCCUUCAACUCCCAAGCCCCAAGCAACCCAAAUUGUCUUCCAAUGUGCUGGCUCUGGAGCAAUCUCGUCAUUUCUCUGGUACCAGUCCGAUGAGUGGGUCAAAAAACGGUGUGCUGUCUCGCUCUGCCCAAUUAGUAUCCCUUGCGACCCAUUCCCAAGGAGAGCAAAGUUCAUCAUUCAAGGCAGAAGCACUCCAGUUCCUCACUGGUCUUAAAUUGAAGCCAGCUGACCUGAAGGAACUCAAGGUUUCAAACCUGAGAAGACAACUGGAGUCAGCACGAAGUAAGGUUCUGGACAAGCAAGAGAAGCUGCUUUUCAUUCAGCUUGCCCAGAAUUUUGCCAUGAAACUGGACUCGCAAUCUAAAGAUCUGAACAAGAAACCUGCUUUCUCGUUUCAUCACACGCCAAGAGUCACAUCAAGUUCAAGUCACAUGCCUAGUGGCUCAAGUGCAGAGAAACGUCCCAAUCCAUCAAGUGAUGAAGUAUUUAGUGCCAAGAGACGUCGCAUCAGCUCACUGGUCUCUGAAUCUCGACAAAACGACUGCCUUGGCCUUUCUUGUGCCGGGACACUUGUUGAUAACAUCCGGAAUCGCAAUGAUUUGGCCAGGAUGGAUGUUGGGGUCAGUUCUGAUCCCCAUCCUAUCUCAAUGCCAAAAGCAUCCCGAAAAAAACUGUUCACAAGUACUUUAGAUUCAAAUGAUGAUGUGAUAGAACUUCCAGACAUAACCUCCAAGAUACCAUCAAGCUUUAAGCCCUCAAUGCCAACCAAGAUCAUCCAAAAGACAUCAGCAGAGAGCAAAGGAACUACAGCAAAUAAAGCUGAGAAGCAACCCUUGAUGGAUAAGGAAAUGCUGGUGGAAUGCCCAAUCUGUUCAGGCUAG